Messenger RNA from Phycomyces blakesleeanus NRRL 1555(-), 1617 nucleotides. RefSeq lists its product as hypothetical. The record is from RefSeq and is a predicted model, not a curated record. NCBI's taxonomy places the organism in Eukaryota, Fungi, Mucoromycota, Mucoromycetes, Mucorales, Phycomycetaceae. The coding region runs from base 1 to 1617 and encodes 538 amino acids. The transcript is spliced from 9 exons. Gene Ontology annotation, molecular function: CoA-ligase activity.
AUGAUAUUUAAAUCACCUUUACCACCUAUCCAAGUUCCUAAAACCGGUCUAAUCCAGUAUCUCUUUAAUAGCAGAAAAUUUACUACUCCCGAAAAUAAGGUCUUGUUUAUUGAUGUUGAAACAAAAAAGACCUUGACAUUUCGGCAAACAAAAGAGAAUAUUUUACGGUUUGCGGCUGGUUUACAAGACAAAUGUGGAUUCAAAAAGGAUGAUAUUUUGGCAAUAUAUGCCCCAAAUCAAUAUGACUAUAUUAUUCCUAUGCUAGGAACAAUUGUAGCAGGUGGCACAAUAUCUCUUCUUAACCCUAACUACAAUAAGACUGAACUUGAAUGUUAUCUCAAAAUGACCAAACCAAAAGUUCUCAUCGCUUUCCAAAGCAAUAUUAAAGUCGCUCUUGAGGCUGGAGAAAAGGCGGGAAUUCUUCCUCAAGAUAUAUUUGUAUUUGGGGAGGCAUCUAUUGAAGGUGUACAACCUUACACAAAAUAUCUUUUGACAGACCGUAUGGCUACACUGAUUGAAUAUACUGAAGAAGAAGCCAAGGAUUCUGUAGCACUUUUAUGCUUGUCUUCCGGAACCACUGGUAAGACUUUAAACCUGAAAUAUACCUUUUAUCUUAUACAUACGAACCUUACUACCAGCUUUGAGCAACACUUUGAAACCUAUAAAUACUGUCUUUAUCCAGAAAAUCACCGCUCACUUGGAAUACUUCCAUUUUACCACAUCUUAGGUCUAUACGCUGUUUUAAACGAAACUUUCUAUCAUGGAAUUCCUUUAUAUGUUUUACAAAAGUUUGAUUUUUCUUUGUUUUGCGAGACAAUUCAGAAAGAAAAAAUAACCAGACUAUAUCUUGCUCCACCAAUUAUCUUGCGGCUUUCAAACCAUACUGCCUUAGACAAUUAUAAUAUGUCAUCACUAGAAAUUGUUCAUUAUGGAGCUGCACCAGUGAGCAAAGAACUUGAUCAAAAAGUUAAAGAUCGAUUGAAAAAACCUGUACUCAGACAGCUCUAUGGCCUCUCGGAAGUAGGACUGAUAACCUAUGUUGGCAUGGUAGCAAAUGAUAAAGGCAUUGUAGGUAAACUUGUAUCGAAUAUGACAGCCAAAAUUGUCAAUGAAGAAGGCAAAGAAGUUGGAUACAAUGAAAGUGGUGAAAUAUGGCUUAAGGGACCAAAUGUUAUGAAGGGAUACUUGAACAAUCUAGCAGCAACUGCUGAGUGUAUUGACUCUGAUGGCUACUUCCAUACGGGGGAUAUUGCUGUAAUAGACAAUGAUGAUAACGUAUAUAUAGUCGAUCGUAUAAAAGAGUUGAUUAAAUACAAUGGAUUUCAGGUCCCUCCUGCUGAGUUAGAGGCCCAUUUGCUUGAAUCUCCCCUGGUUGCAGACUGUGCUGUCAUUGGAGUUUAUGACGAAAAGAAAGUAACUGAGUUGCCAAGAGCCUACGUUGUUCUAGCACCAGACGUUGAAGCCAGUAUAGAUACUGAAAUCAUGAUUAUGAAAUUUGUGGCAGAUAGGGUGGUUGCAUAUAAGCGCCUACACAGUGUUUUCUUUCUCAAAGAGAUUCCAAAAACUACAUCUGGAAAAAUUCUUCGAAAGAAAUUACUUAACAUAUUAGCUGCAUAA